Messenger RNA from Hippopotamus amphibius kiboko, 2157 nucleotides. It is a transcript of the gene RHPN1, whose product is annotated as rhophilin Rho GTPase binding protein 1. NCBI's taxonomy places the organism in Eukaryota, Metazoa, Chordata, Mammalia, Artiodactyla, Hippopotamidae. Gene Ontology annotation, biological process: signal transduction; negative regulation of stress fiber assembly. The transcript is spliced from 15 exons. Gene Ontology annotation, molecular function: protein binding. The coding region runs from base 1 to 1959 and encodes 652 amino acids. The record is from RefSeq and is a predicted model, not a curated record.
AUGGUCCCCGAGGAGAGGCCGGGAGGCCCGGGCGCUGGCGAGGAGAGCGCCCGCAAGGUGGGAGACUGUGACCUCCUGGCAAAUUCGCAGCACGGCCGGCUGCAGAGCCGCAGGGCCCGGAUCCACCAGCAGAUCAACAAGGAGCUGAGGAUGCGGACAGGCGCCGAGAACCUGUACAGAGCCACCAGCAACGCCCGGGUCAGGGAGACCGUGGCCCUGGAGCUGAGCUACGUCAACGCCAACCUGCAGCUGCUGAAGGAGGAGCUGGAGGGGCUCGACGGCCACGUGGACGCCGACCAGCCCGAGAGCGGAGGUAUCACCGUCCCCAUGAUUCCCCUGGGGCUGAAGGAGACCAAGCAGCUGGACUGGGCCACAGCCCUGAGGGAGCUGAUCUCGGGGCACUUUGGAGAGGACAGCAUGUCCUAUGAGGCGGAAAUCCGGGAGCUGGAGGACCUGCGGCAGGCCACACGGACCCCCAGCCGGAGCGAGGCGGGCCUGGAGCUGCUCACGGCCUACUACAACCAGCUCUGCUUCCUGGAGGCACGCUUUGUCACCCCUGCCAGGAGCCUUGGGCUCCUCUUCCACUGGUAUGACUCGCUGACGGGGGUCCCGGCCCAGCAGCGGGCCCUGGCCUUCGAGAAGGGCAGUGUGCUCUUCAAUGUCGGCGCCCUGCACACCCAGAUCGCAGCUCGCCAGGACCGCUCCUGCCCUGAGGGCGCCAGCCGUGCUGUGGAGGCCUUUCGGAGGGCUGCUGGGGCCUUCAGCCUCCUGAGGGAGAACUUCUCCCACGCGCCCAGCCCGGACAUGAGCCCGGCCUCGCUCUCCAUGCUGCAGCAGCUCAUGACUGCCCAGGCCCAGGAGUGCAUCUUCGAGGGCCUCUCACUGCAGGCCCCCGUGGCCCCCCACGACUGCCUGGCCCAGCUGCACCUGGCUCAGGAGGCCGCCCAGGUGGCGGCCGAGUACCGGCGGGCGCACCAGACCAUGGCCCAGCCGCCCGCGCGGGACUGCGUGCCCUUCCCCUGGACCAAGCUGGCGCACGUGAAGGCCGAGCACUUCCGCGCCCUGGCGCACUACCACGCGGCCCUGGCCCUGUGUGACGGCGCCCCGGCGGCCGAGGCGGCGCUCCCAGCCCUCGAGCAGGCCUGCCUCGGGCUCCCGGCCUCGUCUGCGCCCCGGGGCCCCGCCCUGCCCCUGGAGCGCGAGGCGCGCAGGAAGCUGGGCAAGGCCCACCUGAAGCGGGCCAUCCUGGGGCAGGAGGAGGCGCUGAGGCUGCACGCCGUGUGCCGGGCCCUGCGCAGGGUGGACCCGCUGCAGGCCGUGCUGGUCCAGGCGCUGCGCCGCUCUCUGGCCAAGUACGCGGAGCUCGACCUUGAGGACGACUUCUGCGAGGCCACCGAGGCGCCCGACAUCCAGCCUAAGACGCAGCAGAGGCCGGAGGGCAGGGCGCCCAGCUUCUCGCGGGUGAAGGUGGCUGAUAUCUUCCACCGGCUGGGGCCCCCGUCCGUGUUCUCAGCCAAGAACCGCUGGCGGCUUUCAGGGCCCGUCCACGUGGCCCGAGGAGAGGGGGGCUUCGGCUUCACGCUGCGGGGAGACGCGCCCGUCCGCAUCGCUGCUGUCGUUCCAGGGGGCCGGGCUGCGGUGGCGGGCCUGAGGGAGGGCGACUACAUCGUGUCCGUGAGCGGGCAGCCGUGCAGGUGGUGGAAGCAUGCCGAGGUGGUGGCCCAGCUGAAGGGCGCGGGCGACGAGGGCGUGAGCCUGCAGGUGGUGACGCUGCUGUCCAGCGCCCCGCCGCCUGGGCCGGGGGACCGCCGGCCAGCCCUGGGGAUGCUUCUGAGGAGCCAGAAGGAGUGUGGCUGGGAGACACCAGUGCCCGCCAGCCCCAGGCCCCUCCUCGGCUGGAACCUCAAGGCCAAGAGGGGCAAGACUGAAAGGAGGCAGAGCCCAGCCCCACACCCCUGAGUGCUCGCUGCCCUCACCCUCUGGGUUGUCCAGGGUGGCAGCGAGGGGCGACGCCCCCCCGCCCGGGCCCCGGCACGGGCUCCGGCUGGCUGGGGGUGAGCCCCCCACACGCGCCCUUCCCGGCCCUAGAGGCCCUUCAGGCCCGUUUGCUGCCUCACCCAGUGCCCGGAGCUGCCCAUUAAAGACAGGGUCACAUGA